Molecule: messenger RNA, 2907 nt
Organism: Tympanuchus pallidicinctus (lesser prairie-chicken)
Lineage: Eukaryota; Metazoa; Chordata; Aves; Galliformes; Phasianidae
Gene: HJURP
Product: Holliday junction recognition protein
Exons: 11
Coding region: 61-2376 (771 amino acids)
Biological process (GO): CENP-A containing chromatin assembly
Cellular component (GO): chromosome, centromeric region
Molecular function (GO): histone binding
Source: RefSeq, a predicted model, not a curated record
GCGGAGGCCGUCGGUGGCGGCAGUGGCAGCGGGGCGUGAAGGGCUGCGCUGCUUCGCGUCAUGGCAUUGGAUCUGGACGAGUGGUUGCGACGGAGCAAAACCCGCUUCCAGACGUCUAUCCUCGGCAUCUUGGAACGGUAUAAUUAUCCUUUUGAGGAUGACUUCGUUGUUUCCAUGGAAACCCUCACUUAUGACACACCUGAUGGACCAAAGCAAUGGGGAGAUCUAUCAAUCAAGGAGCUUAGAAAACUAUUGAAGCAUCAUGUAAGAAGUCAAAGGACUGCAGAUCAAACUGCAAGUGAAGAAAGUGAUGCUGAGAUAGUGACAGUGAGAAGAAGAUUUGAAGACAUUCACUUCCAGAAUCUGGAUGUAGAUGAUGUGAAAAUGCAAGAGAAAGUACAGGUUCGAGUAGAUGUGAUAGUACAAGAUAAUGAAAGAAAAAUUCCCAAAUGGAUUACGGUAGAGCCUUCAUCAAGUCAUUUCACUUCACCAGUACGAGAACUGAAAGGCAACCAAAGCAAUGUUUGCAGAAAGAAAGUAGAAUUGGCAAAUAAAUGUUCUUUUUCCAGCCCCUACCAGUUACAAUUUUCUGGCGUUCCUAUGUUACCAGAUACAAUAACUGUACCCAGGCAUCAAUCUUUUCAAGAAAUGAGUGAAACUUGCUAUAAUAGUAUAUUGGAAGAAUAUCAGUCUGCAGAUGAAAGUUGUUCCUGGAGUAAUGUAACACUUGCAGACUUGUAUCCUAAAAUGGUAGAGGUUCUGACAAAGCUUAUUACAAGGGAAACUCGGAAAAAAACAUUUAAAUACUUGUUUGGACACUACAGGAACAAAAAAGGGCAUGCUAAAAGACCAAAGCUCAGUAUCACUGUAGAAAAAAUAAGAAAAUUCAGACCACUCAAAUUGAAGAAAGCACUACCCAGCAUAUGCAGCAGUAGUACAGACAUCCAGAAUCAAACUUUUGGAACUAAACUAAAUCAGAAUAGCAGACCUUGUGAUAAUCAGUGUUUUAUUAAUAACUCAUCUGGUCUGGUACCAUUUUCAGACAGUGACAGUGACGACAUGGAAAUGGACUGCUCUGAUUCAAAUUUAGAUUAUCAUUUGGUAUUUGGAAAGGACCAAAAACUUUCUGAACGGAAUGCUAAUGCUUUGGCUAGAAUGGGAAAGACUUUUCUAGCAGAAGAUCAAUUACAGACUACUGUCUCGUUGUACAGUUCAAAAUAUAACAAAAGUGGAAACUUGAGAAACUUGACUUACAAACAUUCUUUGGAACCACCGCUUAGAACAUCUUCUGCCAGUUCAGGAUUGGUGGCACUUCAUCUGGCAAAAGAAAGUAAAGCUCAAAAAAAUAACUUUCUUUCUGACGAUACAUCAGGUUUUUGCUCAUCUACUUGUAGUAUUGUUAGGAACAGUAAUACUUUUACACCUACCAAAGACUAUUAUCUUGCAUCAGAUACAUUGCUCAUAAAUCCUGAAAUAAAAAUUUCUGAGAGGCAGAAUUCUUUGCAACGCAGACACUCAUUUUCCUCAUUGUCUAUGAAGCAGAGUCCUUCAGAGACACCCCAAAAAUACGAAGAUGCCUUUGAGAAACUCUACUACAAACUGCUUUCCAGAGAAAGCCAAAAGCCUUUGACAUUGACAAGACCACUUUCAAACUCACAGAAGCUUGAAGAGAAAGGAAUAAUGAAGAAUACAUUCAGUGAUUCUGUGAGAUCCAAUAUACAGUAUAACAUCGCAUUUGAGAAGAUUUAUCAGCAGUUGUCUAGUGAGGUGGUUCAAAAAAUUCCUGGUUUCCAAAGAGCUUCAAAUUUAAGGAAAUAUGAAGGAAUACAGAUGUCAGAAACUGUAAAUGCUCUUGUUAACUCACCUGUUCGAUCUUUAUAUGCAAUUCCCAGAGUUAAGAGACUAGGAAAUUUUCAAAGUGAUCUUCUUUCUUCACCAGUAAAGCGACUGAAAAAUAUGCCUGAACAUUUUUUUUCAACAAAAUGUCAGCAGAUUUCUCACAAGAAAUAUGGUGAUCUUCAGACAGUUGGCAUGGAUUCUGCUAGGCUACACAAUGGCAGUAACACCAGGUUUUUUAACAGUCACAACUGUCAUCAUCAGGACUCUGGGUUUCACGCUUCUUCAGAUAAAACUUUUCUUGUUAUUCCCGAUGUUUCAUUGAAAGAAUUGGAGAAUACAGAUGUCCACUCUAGUUGGCCUAGGACAAUGCCACAUUACAGUAGCCCUGGAAAUGUACUGAAAUACCCCCAAAAGGUAUCCAGAAAACUAAGCUACACCGAUGGGAAGGACCGAAAUCGUAGCAAUCCCUUAGACAACAUCUUGAUCAAAACUCACCAAGGAGCCUUUAUGGCAUACAGAGAAAAUAACGUUUUAUAGUUUUUAUUUGUGGUCUGUUUGUUCUCAAAAAUCACAAAUGUAUUAAUACCACUUAAGGAUUUUAAGGAAGAGAUCCUUAGUAGAUAGGAACGUUACUGUAAUACACAAUUAAUGCUGAUUUAUUCUUCCCUGUAACAUUAAUCUUCAGGAACUAACCCAGCAUUCUUCAUACAGUGCCCUUCAUGAUUCUUGGGCUUCAUCAGGUGUUGCUAGGAACCAGGUUUCCUUUGUAUAAAUUUAUUUGAAUUUUAUAUUUAGCAGUAUUUUUAAUAGUAGAAUGUGAUUUGUGUUAUCUUUUUAUCUGCUGAUAAACUUUUAUUAUUCAAUUUUGAUUUUAAUCUUGAUUCUUAAUCUACUAGUACUAAGACCUUAACAAACUCAGUGUCUGCUGAAUUCUGCUCCAUUCCUGUUGUACAAACAUGUCAAUACAAAAUACCUGAAAUAAACUAGGUUGUUAUGUUCUUCUCUGUCCUACCAAAAUUCUACCUGACAUACCGUAUAUUCUCAAUAAAUACAUGUCCUGAAGAAAUA